This is a messenger RNA of Capronia epimyces CBS 606.96, 1161 nucleotides long. RefSeq lists its product as uncharacterized. The record is from RefSeq and is a predicted model, not a curated record. The coding region runs from base 1 to 1161 and encodes 386 amino acids. The transcript is spliced from 3 exons. Gene Ontology annotation, molecular function: O-methyltransferase activity. NCBI's taxonomy places the organism in Eukaryota, Fungi, Ascomycota, Eurotiomycetes, Chaetothyriales, Herpotrichiellaceae.
AUGGCAACCUCUCCCCUCACCCUCACUGCGGUGGCAGAACAGCUGCUGGAAGCGAGCCGGCUUCUUGAUGCCUACGGCGAGUCCAAGGGCCUCCAUCCAGCCUCUUUUGACACCGAAUCCUGGGUCGACCUGCCCAAUACGGUUGAGAAGCAUCGCAAAACCGUCAUCGAUCUAGCCCAAGACCUGAAGCGGCUUGCUCAGGGGCCUCGAGAUCUGUUGUUUGAGACCUGCAAUACCUUCAACGACCUGGCGAAUCUCCAUGUCAUCUACCACUUCCGGAUCCCGCAAUAUGUGCCGUUGCAAGGAGACAUAUCCUGUGAAGAACUGGCGGUCAAAACGGGUCUAGAUGAAGUGCUGCUCCGGCGCGUACUCCGCCACUCCAUCAUCAACAGGGUGUUUGCGGAGUCAGACCAGGGCCAGGUCAAGCACUCGGCAGCGUCGAGGAUACUUCACAAUGAAGCAGGCUCCAUGGAUGGCAUUGGGUUCUGGCUGGAAGAGCUCUUCCCGGCCGCACCCAAAAUGGUCGAUGCGGUGAAGAAAUACCCGCACUCCGGUGAGCCCAACGAGACAGCAUUCAACCUGGCCUUCAACACCAGCCGACCGUUUUACCUGGAGCUGGAAGCAUCGCCCGAGCGCGCGCGACGGUUUGGCAGUGCCAUGCGCUGGAUGUCGCAAGGGGGCCGGUUUUCUCACGACUACCUGGUCCGGGGCUACGACUGGGCCGCCUUCGACCACGAGAAUGGCCUCCUGGUGGACGUGGGCGGGGGCCACGGGGCCGUCUCGAUCGCGCUGGCGCAGGCAACCACCCAGAUGAAGUUCAUUGUGCAGGACCUGCCCAACACGGCGGAGCAGGGCCGGAAACUCCUGUCGGCUGAGUUACAAGGCCGCGUCUCGUUCAUGGCCCACGACUUCUUCAAUGUUCAGCCCGUCAAAGACGCUGACGUAUACUUCAUGAGGUACAUCCUACACAACUGGUCGGACAAGUACGCUGCGCGGAUUCUCAAGAACCUAGUCCCUUCGCUCAAGGACGGGGCCAGGCUUGUUUGCUGCGAGUUCCUGCCGGGGGACAGAGCCACAACUCGGUGGACUGACAAGCAGCCGCUGUACGUCGCCCGCCUCCAAACAGGGUGGUCGAAGAGGGAGAUGCUGACUUUUGUGUAA